Messenger RNA from Hyalella azteca, 1607 nucleotides. RefSeq names its product thioredoxin domain-containing protein 17. NCBI's taxonomy places the organism in Eukaryota, Metazoa, Arthropoda, Malacostraca, Amphipoda, Hyalellidae. Gene Ontology annotation, molecular function: protein-disulfide reductase [NAD(P)H] activity. The transcript has a single exon. The record is from RefSeq and is a predicted model, not a curated record. Gene Ontology annotation, cellular component: cytosol. Bases 730 to 1107 code for a protein of 125 amino acids.
AGUAAUAUCACAGUAUAAGCGUUUACGCUUCUGUUCUGUCGUUGAUCCUAACCACCGCAAAUGCUUCACAGCUGGCUGAAGCUCGGGCCCGUAACCCGCUACUGCAACCUCUGUGAUAGUCUCGACUUGUUGGCUUCCUGCAGUUACUUCAGUAGUGCUUUCUUAGUUAUUUCCUUAAACUUCUUACUGGCGUGCAGACUGACAUGCUUAUAGAUGUCAUUGUCAGCUUUGAACUCUGUUGUGACACUCGAAAAUCUGCUUCGAAAGCUACGGCAGGUCCACGGUUGAUAUACUAAAUAGCACCUUAGAUGAUUUCCGCAAACUCGAUAAUUGAGCAAAUUGCCAAAGUCAAAUAAAUUCAAUAAAAUUAUAUCAUUUCUAUUUUCGUUCGAUUCAUGUGGAGCAUUUUCAUACUUUAAUGCGUGUGCAGAAGCAGAUUGUGUUGCUUCUCCUGUUUCCAUGGAAACCAGUUUGCUGCACCAUUUGCAAGAUGCUGUUAAUUUCUUUCAGACUUGUAUAGGCUUGAAGUAAGUAAUUCUAUGAGCAAAUUGUUUAUUUAUUGUAACCUUGAGGUGAAAUUAUGGAUGCGCAAUUAUUAUGCGGACGACUCGGAUCUAUUGUUUACUUUUGAAAUAUUUUAUCAUUGUCUUAUCAGCUUUGCCGUGAUCGUAACCGAUUAUAAUCGAAGGACUUCAUCGCAAGCCUCAAAUACUGAAGAAAACCUGAAAGAUGGCUCAAAAAUUUGAAGUAUCAGGAUUAGAUGAGUACAAAGAGAAGCUCGAGUCGCUAAGCUCAUCAGGGAAGACGAUAAUUGCCAUGUUUUCUGGCGGCAAGGACCCAGCAACUGGCCAGAGUUGGUGCCCUGACUGCGUGGUCGCGCAGCCUGUUGUGGACAAGGCCGUGUCGCAAGCAAGUGAGGACUUCAUCUACGUCUACUGCAGCGUGGGUGGCAGGGACUUUUGGAAAGACAAGAACUGCGUCUUCAGGACUGACCCCAGCUUGAAGUUGAAGUCUGUACCAACCCUCAUUAAAGUUGGCACCCCUCAGAGACUGGAAGAAGCUCAGUGUGCAAAUCCUAAACUUGUUGAAAUGUUGUUUGAAGAUUGAAGCUUCUAAUGGAAAACAUUUACCUUGUCAAAGUAAUCAAUUUUGAUUUAUGUUUACUUUGUUAUGCAUUCUUUAAAUCAGACAAAUUCAAAGUUGAAAUCUUUUUGUAAUCAUGAAAUUCUAAGUAUCAAUUAAUACAUAAACUUAAACUUGAGAAAAGCAGAACUUCAGAAGGCAUUUUAUGAAUGAUACUGGAUACAAAAUUGCCUAUUAAUUUUCAAAUGAAUAUAAAAUAUUACCUGUUCCUGUAUCAGGCUGUAUCACUGUAUGUAUCUGUAUUGAGCCAUUUAAUCUUAUCUGAUCAAUUUAGUUAUGUCCUAGUGUCAAGUUGUCAACAUUCCAAUCAAGAAUUGAAAAUUUUUCUAAACCAAGAACUCUUUUUCUAUAGCAAUAGGAAUAUACAGAUAGUUUGAUAAAAAAUUUAUGUAAUUGUUAAUAACUGCUUUGAUUUUUAAGUAAACAAUGAAUUAAACUUUGUUUUAUUUCUGUUUCUAAAUCUA